This is a messenger RNA of Penaeus indicus, 2582 nucleotides long. RefSeq names its product lysine-specific histone demethylase 1A-like (gene Su(var)3-3). NCBI's taxonomy places the organism in Eukaryota, Metazoa, Arthropoda, Malacostraca, Decapoda, Penaeidae. Gene Ontology annotation, cellular component: nucleus. The coding region runs from base 91 to 2376 and encodes 761 amino acids. The transcript has 16 exons. Gene Ontology annotation, biological process: positive regulation of transcription by RNA polymerase II; negative regulation of transcription by RNA polymerase II. Gene Ontology annotation, molecular function: oxidoreductase activity; chromatin binding; flavin adenine dinucleotide binding. The record is from RefSeq and is a predicted model, not a curated record.
UGUUCUUGUUGGAAAGACGUCAAAUAUUUUUCUCUUAUAACAUUUUCCGAAAACUUAGACAAAAUUACGAAAAAGAAGAACGGCCUACUUAUGGAGAGUAAGGAAGUGACUAAUCUAAAACGACCGGUAGAAACAGCAGAGGAAGAUGACGUGCGAAAAGGGAAGAAGAAGAGGGGGAAGGCUGAAGUGGAGGAGGAACAGACCCCCACUGAAGUGAAAGAGGAAGUGAAGACGGAGAAGACGGAGAAGGAGGAGGCCGAUGGAGAAGCGGAGCAGGACGACCCAACAGUUGGCUUGGAAGGAGCCUCGUUCCAGAGUCGCAUGCCCUCGGACAAGCUCACCACCCUGGAGGGAUCGCUCUUCUCCGACAUCGUGAAGAGUCCCCCUCCCACCCACCGGCUCUUCCUCCACAUCAGGAACAGGAUUUUGCAAAUGUGGCUUGAAAAUCCUCUGCAAGAACUGACUUAUGAAGGCGUCAUGGCAAACCUCGAGCAACCUUUCAACUCCGAGAGUGUGCUAUGUGCGCGCAUCCAUGCCUAUCUAGAACGCCAUGGGUACAUCAACUUUGGCAUCUUUAAGCGUGUGAAGCCGUUGCCGCAGAAGAAGUAUGGGAGCAUCAUUGUCAUUGGUGCCGGCAUUGCAGGACUUGCAGCUGCCCAGCAACUCAAUUCUUUUGGGUUUGAAGUCAUUGUUUUGGAGGCGAGGGACCGGGUUGGGGGCAGGAUAGCAACCUUCCGAAAAGGGGCAUACAUCGCCGACCUUGGAGCGAUGGUGGUGACGGGGCUGGGAGGCAAUCCCCUUAAUGUCCUCUCCAAGCAGAUCAACAUGGAACUCAUCUGUAUCAAGCAGAAGUGCCCGCUGUACGAGUCCAACGGGAAUACGGUGUUAAAGGAUAAAGAUGAGAUGGUCGAGAGGGAAUUUAAUCGUCUCCUUGAAGCAACCAGCUUUUUGUCUCAUCAGCUCGAUUUCAAUUAUGUUGAUAACCGUCCUAUUAGUCUCGGAGAGGCGCUGGAGUGGGUUAUCAACUUGCAAGAAAAGAACGUCAAAGAAAAACAAGUUAAUCAUUGGAAAACAGUUGUCAAAUUACAAGAGAAACUCAAGACCGUUUUAAAUAAGAUGCACACACUUCAUGGGAAGAUUGAAACCCUUCAUAAAGAGCAUGAACAGCUGAGCGAGAAGAGAAAUUCCCGAAAUAUCACAAAUGAAUUUGUUUACCGUGUAAAGCUGCGGGAAUUGCAGAAUGCUUGCAAGGAGUGGGACCAGCUAGUUGAACAACAACGAGAGAUCGAGGACAAACUGCAAGAACUUGAGGCAUCUUCGCCAAGCGACGUCUAUCUCUCGUCCCGCGACAGACAGAUCUUGGACUGGCACUUCGCUAAUCUCGAAUUUGCCAAUGCCACUCCCUUGCAUAACCUCUCCCUCAAGCACUGGGAUCAGGACGAUGACUUCGAGUUCUCCGGCAGCCACCUCACAGUUCGAAAUGGAUACUCGUGUGUUCCGGUAGCCCUCAGCGAAGGCCUAGAUAUCCGGCUAAACACCGCAGUGCGCAAAAUAUUAUACACGAACACUGGGGUCGAGGUCACGGUGUCAAACGCUCGUAACCAUUCCAAUCCAGCGACUUUAAAAGCUGAUGCAGUUCUGUGCACACUACCUCUGGGUGUUUUAAAGCAGUCAGUUAUUGCCAACCAGAAUGCUCCACACACUGUCACGUUCAGCCCACCUUUGCCACAGUGGAAAGUUGAUGCGAUCUCGAGACUAGGAUUCGGAAAUCUCAAUAAGGUCGUGUUGUGUUUCGACCGGGUGUUCUGGGAUCCUAAUGCGAAUCUCUUUGGACACGUGGGAUCUACCACAGCCAGCAGAGGUGAGCUCUUUCUCUUCUGGUAUUUAUACCGUGCUCCGGUACUCCUAGCACUGGUCGCAGGAGAAGCCGCGGCAAUUAUGGAAAAUGUCAGUGAUGACGUCAUUGUUGGCCGUUGCAUUGCAGUGCUGAAGGGAAUCUUUGGCAACUCCUCUGUACCACAGCCUAAAGAAACAGUAGUGACCAGAUGGCGUGCAGAUCCUUGGUCCAGGGGCUCUUACUCUUUCGUCUCCACGGGGGCAUCUGGCAAUGACUACGACAUCCUGGCCACGCCCAUCUCUCCUCACCAGGCCAAUCAGAACCCGCAGAAUUCACAGAACUCGACCGACACACCUUCCCCUCCUCCGAGACUGUUCUUCGGAGGGGAGCACACCAUCCGAAACUACCCCGCCACCGUCCACGGGGCCUUGCUCAGCGGUCUUCGUGAGGCAGGGCGGAUUGCCGAUCAGUUCUUGGGCUGUCCUUACGCCGCCCCAUCCUCACCUCCCACGAACGGCACUGCCAAGAUCGAGACUUAGUGUUCCGGGGGGGGCGGGGGGUGUACGUCUAAGUGGAAUAAUAAUUUAAAAGGGGCGGAAGGGGGGCAGGUUUUCAGAUCUUGCAAUUGAGUGUUAGUUUUAAUUCUCUUCAAGACUAGUGGCAUCUUUUCUCUCUCUCUCUCUCUCUCUCUCUCUCUCUCUCUCUCUCUCUCUCUCUCUCUCUCUCUCUCUCUCUCUCUCUCUCU